This is a messenger RNA of Parathielavia appendiculata, 375 nucleotides long. RefSeq lists its product as uncharacterized. NCBI's taxonomy places the organism in Eukaryota, Fungi, Ascomycota, Sordariomycetes, Sordariales, Chaetomiaceae. The record is from RefSeq and is a predicted model, not a curated record. The coding region runs from base 1 to 375 and encodes 124 amino acids. The transcript has 2 exons.
AUGGGCCAAAAACAGUCAUCGGUGCAGCCAUCCUUCUUCUGCCCCACAACCGGCAUCGAGGUCGACAACCCUCUCGGCCUGUGUGUGCACUGCCAGGCCUGCCACGACAUCAUCUGGCAGUCGGUGUUUGUGUGCCCCAACACGGGCUACCGCAUCGAGAACCCGUCGAUGCGGCCCGACAAGGAGUGUCCCUCAUGCUUCCAGUUUCACCAGCCCUACAGCAAGCGCGUCUACAUCUGCCCUGUCACUGGCGCCCAAAUAAGUCACCCUCGUGAGACCGGAAAUAGGUGCCAAAAGUGCAACCGGAGCCACGAGGAUAACUCAACGCCCGUGGGGAGUAGGGAGGCCAUGAGUGCGCGAGGGUUGAGGGACUGA